Suillus clintonianus is the source of this 516-nucleotide messenger RNA. Its product is annotated as OsmC/Ohr family. Lineage: Eukaryota; Fungi; Basidiomycota; Agaricomycetes; Boletales; Suillaceae. The record is from RefSeq and is a predicted model, not a curated record. The transcript is spliced from 4 exons. Gene Ontology annotation, biological process: response to oxidative stress. The coding region runs from base 1 to 516 and encodes 171 amino acids.
AUGUUGAACAUUGGUGCACGUAGUAUUGUGAACACGUCCCGCGUGCGGGCAAUCCAGGCAACGCGGUCGUACGCGACCAAGGAGGCAGCCCCCGUGACCCUCAAGAACCACAAGUAUACCGUCCAUGCUAUCGCUGCCGGGCAGGGUCGUAAGGGUGAAGUCGGGUCAUUAGACGAGACCCCUUUCUCUCUGCACCUCGCGAUGCCCAAGGUAUUGGGUGGCAAGGGCGACGGGACAAAUCCUGAGCAACUAUUUGCCAUGGGCUACGCAUCGUGUUUCCUAGGAGCCCUGCAGAUGAUGGCGGGCAAAAUGGGAAAGAAGGAUGCCGCAAGGAACGCCGUGAUCCACACAACCGUACAUCUCGGAGAAGCGGAAGGGCUGGGGGGGUUCGGGCUUGCCGUGGAUAUUAAGGUCGAGGGUGUGGAAGAUGAGGAACUGAUCAAGGCUGGACACGAGGCUUGUCCCUACAGUCGUGCACUUGUGCAUGGCGCAGUUGUGAAUGUUUCUAAGGCAUAG